Python bivittatus (Burmese python) is the source of this 526-nucleotide messenger RNA. RefSeq names its product SH3 domain binding glutamate rich protein like 3 (gene SH3BGRL3). The record is from RefSeq and is a predicted model, not a curated record. Lineage: Eukaryota; Metazoa; Chordata; Lepidosauria; Squamata; Pythonidae. Gene Ontology annotation, cellular component: cytoplasm.
UGGGAGGCAACGGAGCCCUGCCCACUCGCUCGCUUCCCGAUCCAUCUCCACCAUCCGGCAGCCGAAGAAGAGGGAGCGGCUGGAAGCGGCGAGCGCCAUGGCCUGUCUCACGGUCUACAGCACUUCGGUGACCGGCUCUCGGGAGAUCAAAUCCCAGCAGAGUGAAGUGACCAGGAUCUUGGAUGGAAAGAAUAUCAAGUACAACCUGGUGGAUAUCUCUCAAGAUAAUGCCCUUCGGGAAGAAAUGAGGACCAAAUCAGGCAACCCAAAAGCCAUUCCUCCCCAGAUUUUCAAUGGGGACCACUACUGCGGGGACUACGAACUGUUUGUGGAAGCAGUGGAACAGAACACCCUGCAGGAAUUCCUGAAGUUAGCCUGAGCAUGUUUCUUCCCUGCCCCAUCCCUCCUCCCAACACAAAAACCACCCAGGACUUUGAAAUUCUGCAUUCCAGAUGGAUCACCUCCCAAGUGAUUGUCAGCUCUGUGCAACCAACCUCUUCUCCAACUGCCUCUGAAUUGUGUUCCC